Molecule: messenger RNA, 1866 nt
Organism: Tigriopus californicus
Lineage: Eukaryota; Metazoa; Arthropoda; Copepoda; Harpacticoida; Harpacticidae
Exons: 2
Coding region: 204-1193 (329 amino acids)
Biological process (GO): transmembrane transport
Cellular component (GO): membrane
Molecular function (GO): transmembrane transporter activity
Source: RefSeq, a predicted model, not a curated record
GUGGGCCCUUGGUCAGAUCGAGCUGGUCGAAAAAUGUUGUUCUUAAUUCCAUUGGUGGGAUUCAUUCUAAAUGACCUGAGCCUCUUAUUCAACAGCGUGUUCUUUGAUGAGUUGCCCACUGAAGUACUCAUGUUGGAGACGUAUCAAGUUCAGAGGACCGAACUGCGCGAUUGGCCCUAAUUGAUUGCGUCUAUUUCAUCACAAUGACCAUUGCCAGUUUUGCUUCAGGAAGAAUUUACGUCUCUCUUGGUUACGCAACCAUCUACGGUAUGUCGACUGGAUUUCAUCUUCUGGCAUUCUUCUAUGUUUUGUUGAUCCUUCAAGAGCCGCGAGACCUGAUCCAAAGAAAACUUGAAAGUAAAGGAUUGCUACCUCCAGCGCCAUUGGGACAUGGGAACAAACAGAAAGAAGAGCUUCAAAGUCAGUCUUGUUUGAGCAUGUUUAGCUUGAGGAGUGUGUCUAAGAGCUUUAUUGUAGCAUUCCGAAAGCGGAGAGGUCAUAUGAGGCAUGUGGUUGUGCUACUGAUUGCCAUGUUUGCAGUGAAUGGUAUUGCCAUGCAUGGCACCAACUCAAUUAGCAACAGCUACGUUCGCAAGAAAUUUGAAUGGGCUAGUACUGACGAAUUCAACGUGUGGUGGUCUCAGCUCUCCGGCAUUUCGUCUAUAUUCAGUAUAAUUGCGGUUGGUAUUGUUAUACCAUUGGUCACCAAAGUCUUUCAUUUACGGGAUAUGAUGAUCGCCAUCUUGUCCAUAAGCAGCCUUCUGUUGGGUAACAUCAUGUACUUGUUAGCUUGGAACCCCAAUGCUUUAUACCUUGCCAAUUUAUUGAAAAUGUUCAGCGAUGCGACAACAGUCGCAAUUCGAGCCACUUUGACCAAGAUUGUGGGCACAUUGGACGUUGGAAAAGUGUUUGCGUGCGUAGCAGCUGUUCAAGCGCUUUCAGAUUUGGCUUCGCCGCUUUACAACAUUGUUUACAUUGCUUCGAUUGAUUGGCACUUGGGUAUGUCUUUUUGCAUUUCGGCUACUUUGCUUCUGGUAAUGCUGGUCGUAUGUAUCUACGCGAACUUCUUUCUUAAGCAAUAUGAGCAAAAAUAUGGACCGUUUUCCACCACGACACACAAGAACAACCAAGCAAAUAUGGAUGUGGAUGUUUCUAAGUGGGACGACAAGAACGAAGAGAUCCAAAAGUUUUAAUUGUGUUAUUGUGUUCCCUCGGAAAUCAAUCAGAUAACGAUAGUGCAUUGCAAUGUUAAUUUUUCAUACAGGAAAACCCCCUCAGAUCGAUCUCAAAGGCCAAGCUCAGGAUCGACAUUAACUCUAAAAUGAAGACAGUCCAUGCAUCGGUCAACUCACGUAACCCAUAGGCUCUUGAAGACUUCCCUCCACCGUUGCCCGUAAUACGUAAACCAUGUGUUACCAUUUGUACCCUUGGUUGAACGAUUCAAGUACGUUCCUUGGGGCAAACAUUGUAAGACACACACGGAUCCCAUGAAAAUUUGCCCCUUCCUUCAAUAUAUCCCUUUCUGACCCACUCUUUUGAAAACGCCUGCACUCAUCCCUGAGCAAGGUGAUGCCUGAUUGUUUGUGGUCUUGUGUCUCCAUCAACCUUCAAUCAAGCCAAGACCAAGAGGAGAUAUUGACGGAUGGAUAUCAUCCGCAUUCAAUGUGGCUUCUUACCUGCUUGUGUUCAGAUCGGAAUGUCCUGCUUGAAUGGUUUGUGUUCAAUGAAAGUAUGAGUCCGACAGCUCAGGAAUAUUCUAUUAUUAACGGCAUAUUAUGCUUUUCAUGUGCUUGUUUAAUCCCGGUUAAUAAGAAAAUCUGAGCUUGAUUCAUGAUCGAACUUAAUAUAUGAGUAUGUGGCCAACGA